Messenger RNA from Cercopithifilaria johnstoni, 1596 nucleotides. Lineage: Eukaryota; Metazoa; Nematoda; Chromadorea; Rhabditida; Onchocercidae. The record is from the annotation of a GenBank genome assembly.
AUGAUGCUUACUUUGGCCAGUUUAUUUAUUAUAAACUUCUUCAUUGCUAUUGUUGAAUCGAAUGUAAGUAUUGGAUGGUUGAGGAAGAAUGGACGAAAGCCAAAACCUAAUGGAUAUGGAAAUCGACCACGUGGAGUUCCAUUUGCACGUGGGCCAUUCUAUGCAACGGGUGAAACAUUUGCAUGUGUGGACAAUUCCAAGUCAAUUCCAUUUUCGCAAGUUAAUGAUGAUUAUUGUGAUUGUCCUGAUGGAAGUGAUGAACCAGGAACAUCUGCAUGUCCCAAUGCUAGGUUUCAUUGUUUGAAUCGCGGUUUUAAGGCUGAAGACUUACCAUCAAAUCGAGUGAAUGACCAAAUAUGCGAUUGCUGUGAUGGAAGUGAUGAAUGGGAUAGUGCAGUUGAUUGUCCUGACAUAUGUAACGAAUUAGGGGCGAAGUAUCGAGAAGAAGUACGCCAAAAAACUGAAUUAGCGAGGCAGGGUUUUUUAAAACGAGUGGAAUUGAUCGCAGCAGGCCAGCAGUUGAAAGCUGAAAAAUCAGAAAACUUGAAGGCUUUAAAAAGGGAUAUGGAUGAAAUAAUAAAACUGAGAACUGAUGCGCAAAAAAAGAUGGAUGAGAAAGCCAAUCUGGCCGCAGAAGCAAAGAAAAAGCAUGAAGAGGCUUGGGAGGAAGAAAAGAAAAUACUUAAGCAAGAAUACGUGCAAAUACUUUUUACCGCAUUCGAUUCCAAUAAAGAUGGGAAAGUUACCUUGGAAGAACUGAAACUGGCUAAAGAAUUUGAUACAGAUGGGGAUGGAGUUGUUUCCGACGAGGAAGUCAAGCACGUUUUACCUGAUGAAGUGAAAGAUUGCGACUUCAAAAUGUUUCUGGAAAAUGUUUAUGACAACAUAAGCAGUCUUUUUGAAAAACCAAACGAAAUUGAAACAGAAGAUGAAAACGAACUGCAGUCCGCCUUACCUACACCAAUAGAAUCUAAUUCCGAAUUGCCAGAGAAUAAUGGAAUUGAUACACCAUGGGAAAGCAAGCCAAAUGAAAGUGAAAACAUUGGCUUGGAAAUUCCUCGAAUCCCAAAUAUUAAUUUAAAGCAACCAGCUUUUGAUGAAGAAACGCAAGCAAUAGUGAAAGAGGCCCAGGAUGCAAAGGAGGAAUACGAUAAUAUUGAUAAACGCUAUAUAAGUCUCGAAUUAUCCAUCAAAGAUGCUGAACAGUAUGAAGGUGAUGAUUUUGGAACCGAUAUGGCUUGGGCUCCGCUGAAAGGAAAAUGUUUUGAAUUGGAUGAAAGCGAAUAUAUUUAUAAAUUGUGUUUAUUUGACAAAGCUGUGCAGAAGAGUAAAAACAGUGCUGUUGAUACUGAUUUAGGUAAAUGGAGUGGUUGGAUUGGGUCCGAACCAAACAAAUAUACGCUACAAAGCUACCAGAAAGGCACACCGUGCUGGAAUGGACCGGAUCGAUCCACAAAAGUAAUCAUUGAAUGUGGAGAGGAGACGCAAUUAGCGGAAGCUUCAGAACCAAGCAAAUGUGAAUAUCUAUUUACUUUGCGUUCCCCUGCUGCGUGCCCAGAUCCUGCAACUAUUACUGACCAACAUCAAGAACUUUAA